Molecule: messenger RNA, 1138 nt
Organism: Plectropomus leopardus (leopard coralgrouper)
Lineage: Eukaryota; Metazoa; Chordata; Actinopteri; Perciformes; Serranidae
Product: diamine acetyltransferase 1-like
Molecular function (GO): diamine N-acetyltransferase activity; spermidine binding
Source: RefSeq, a predicted model, not a curated record
CGACCCAGCCGAGGGGGAGACCUACCUGGAUGAUCUUGUCUCGACGAACGCGUCCGGACCAGAGGCUGACUGCGGGGGAAAGGCCACUGCGAAGCGAAUGAAGAAACAAUUAAUCUUUCACUUCACGUACAGAGGACUUCUAACGAGAGGAAAAAAGAGUAAAAGAAGAAAAUGGAGUAUAAGUUACGAAAAGCUGAACCCAGGGACGUGCCUGAUAUAUUACGACUGGUGAAGGAACUGGCAAAAUACGAAGAGAUGGAGCACCAGGUGACACUGACUGAAAAAGAACUCCUUGAGGAUGGAUUUGGUGACACCCCGUUUUACCGCUGCAUCAUCGCUGAAAUCCAAGGAGAGAGCAGCAGUGACGAUUCGAAGGUGGUGGGUUUUGUCAUGUACUACUUCACCUAUGACCCCUGGGUCGGCAAACAGCUCUACCUGGAGGAGUUCUACGUGAUGACGGAGUACAGAGGACUCGGCAUCGGUUCGGAGCUCCUGCGCCAUCUCAGCGACCUGGCGAUGAAGACGCGCUGCACCGGCAUGAUGUUUGUCGUCGCGGAGAACAACGAGUCGUCCAUCGAGUUCUACAAGCGGCGUGGCGCCGAGGAUCUCUCUGAGGAGGAGGGCUGGAGGCUCUUCAGGUUCGACAAGAGCAGCCUGGUGAAGAUGGGCACUCCGCCCGAGGAGUGAUGAAGGUCGGGCGCACACCGGAGGAGGAGGAGGAGGAGGAGGAGACGACAUGAGAGCCUGACCACAGACGGAGCUUUGGCUGCUUUUUUUGACGAGUCGUGUUUUUGGAUCUCUGAUGGUGUCGUCGGCGCUCUGGCUCUCGGUCCUGUGUGAGUUCAGAGCGGCGACCUCACAGCAGCCGGCUCAGGAGUCCGUCGGCCGCUCGGCGUCUUCUCGGCUCAGACGAGCUUUGAUUCAGAAAAGUUGAGCUUUUUAAAAAGGGAAAAUUGUGUAUGGUAGUUUUAUGUUUAUGCACUCAGUUCAUAAUCUUAGUAAGCUUUUCGUCUGUCGCCAAUAUGUCCCAGAAUCAUUUCUGUUUAUUUUAACCGUCAGUCUUAGUCUGUGCAGUUUAUCAGCAGGUAGAGUGAUUAUUAUUACUACUAAAGUUUGCAAUAAAGUAAUUUAAAUCACA